CAUCCGCUUUUUCAAUCUCGAACUUGUCAUCGUAUCUCAGGGUGGAUUCGGAGACAGGUUGAUCCAAGUCGCGCCGCUCUGGACGGACAAAGAUGAGGCGGUGAAAUACACACUUCAAAUUUCACCUCACGUGUAUUCCGUCUCGUCUUUUUUUUUUUAUUUUUCUUAAUCGCGACUACUGUUAAAAUGACGACCACGACAACAUUUCAAGGGAUGGAGCCCGGUGCGAAGAACAGCUCCAGGGUUCUACGUCCUCCCGGCGGUGCCUCCAACAUCUCAUUCGGCGCCGACGAGGACAAACCUCCCGCGCGCAAGGACAAGAUGGCCUCCAGCGUUUUCGCCGAGCCGGAAGACCCCUACGCCAACAGAAGGAACAACCCGCCAGGCGGGAAGCCGACGGGCGUCCUGUGCGGCGAGUCGUCGGCCCCCCUUAGGAGAGGAGCCACAAACGCCGGAAACUCUGCAGACGCCCCCUCAAUGGAUGGAAACACGCCCGUAUGCGACAAUGGAAGUGACGGCGCUGAGGCAGUCAGUGCAGCUGCAGCAGCUCCCGAGAUUCAGGAUGACCCGGCAGCGGGACCGCCCUCCGGACGCAGGAAUCCCCCGGGUGGAAAGUCCAGUCUGGUUCUUGGUUAAACGGCUGCCGAGCUCACCUCAUACUUCUUCCUCCUCCAUUUUUUUUUUCCCACACAUCUCAAACUGGGACGGUGCCUCUGAUGUCUCCCCAGUGCCGGUCCUCCUCCACAUCUCGAGUGCAUUGUUUUGAUACUUCCUUACCGGAACCAUUUUUGUACUGUUAUUUAUUUUGUUGUUGUUGUUGUUGUUGUUGACAAAAGCACUUUAUGUCUUUCCAAGUCACCUGUUUGGUCCUUCUUUUCACCUGCAGAGAGGCCCGCAAGGACCCAUCCCGCCCCCCCAGCUAUCAACGUACGGUAGUUCACCCCUCAUUUCUAUCCAACGUCACGGCACAAACUGCAGGCGACGUCGCGACCGUCGACAGAAAAGCUGUCACUUUUUGAAUUUUGAUUCAAACCAUCUUGCAUGCAGGUUUCGGUCGCGAAUCACAAAGUGAUGAGAAACGUGGGUUUUUUUUACAUUUUUCCAUGGUGGAACAUGUUGUUAUUGUGAGUGCAUGAGAAUAUGAAGCUUUCUACUGGUUAUGGUAUUUAAAAAAAAAACUAAAUAAUAAUCCGCACAGGUAGAAGAUGAACGAUCAUCACCACCGUAUUCCGCAUCCUGCCUUUUUUUAUUGUUAGUGACUCCGCGUUUGAUGUUUUAUCGCUCACGUUCACAUCGAAGCUAAGCGUGCCUCCUUUUUUUUUUUUUUGCGUUUCAAACUCCCCGUCGAGGUCGGAUUGUCCGGACGCGUGUGAAAGCGGCGAUCGGCCGCCCUUUGCGUCGCAAGCCACGGGAAUGUGCUCUUGGGCCUGAUGUUCUACGACCUGUCCUGCAUUUGACAAGUGACCUUAUGCCACAGCUCAGCCUUUUGUUUCUCCUCUCGACGUUUCUGUUCAUGGCGUCAACGCUUCCGCGGGCAAAACGGAUUCCGAACGGCCAGAGUGUUGCGCGACAUCCGCCCGUCGUGACGGCUACUACAUGUGGCAUCCUCGAUUGUUGUUGUUGUUUUUUUGUCCUCAUGCUGGAUGUUAAGUCGCUUGCAGACGUUUGAAUCGAAGAAAUGGCACAAGUGGAAAAUCUACAUUAAAAAUCAAUUCAGACCAUG
This is a messenger RNA of Syngnathoides biaculeatus (alligator pipefish), 1723 nucleotides long. It is a transcript of the gene jpt1a, whose product is annotated as Jupiter microtubule associated homolog 1a. The record is from RefSeq and is a predicted model, not a curated record. Gene Ontology annotation, cellular component: nucleus. The transcript is spliced from 5 exons. NCBI's taxonomy places the organism in Eukaryota, Metazoa, Chordata, Actinopteri, Syngnathiformes, Syngnathidae. The coding region runs from base 187 to 636 and encodes 149 amino acids.